Molecule: messenger RNA, 2208 nt
Organism: Entrophospora candida
Lineage: Eukaryota; Fungi; Glomeromycota; Glomeromycetes; Entrophosporales; Entrophosporaceae
Source: the annotation of a GenBank genome assembly
AUGGCUGACCACGCUGAUGAUUUGAUUGAUUAUGAGGAGGAAGAUGAAGUCAUGCAAUCUGAAACUAUCCAAUCUGAACAAUCUGAAAUCAAUGGUCAGGAGGGGAAUGAUGAUAAAAAAGAUAAGAAGGGAAGUUAUGUGGGUAUUCACUCUACUGGAUUCAGAGAUUUUUUAUUGAAACCGGAACUUUUGCGUGCUAUUGUUGACUGCGGUUUUGAACAUCCAAGUGAAGUUCAACAAGAAUGUAUCCCUCAAUCAAUUUUGGGAAUGGAUGUAUUGUGUCAAGCUAAAUCUGGUAUGGGCAAAACAGCAGUAUUUGUUCUUGCAACACUUCAACAAGUAGAACCUACACCAGGAGAAGUAUCUGUUAUUGUACUUUGUCAUACUCGUGAAUUAGCUUUUCAAAUUAGGAGCGAGUAUAGUAGGUUCAGCAAAUAUAUGCCAGAAAUCAAAACUGAUGUCUUCUAUGGAGGUAUUCCAAUCAGAGAGGACUAUAAAAAAUUUUCAAAUAAAGAUACCAUUCCACAUAUUGUGGUAGGAACACCUGGAAGAGUGUUGGCAUUGGUUAAUGAUGGUCAUCUUAAAGUUGGUAGCGUUAAACAUUUUGUGCUUGAUGAAUGUGAUAAAAUGUUGGAUCAAUUAGAUAUGAGAAGAGACGUGCAGGCGAUCUUUCGUAAAACACCUCAUAGUAAACAAGUAAUGAUGUUUAGUGCCACUUUAAGUAAAGAAAUUCGACCAGUAUGUAAAAAGUUUAUGCAAAAUCCGUUAGAAAUUUAUGUUGAUGAUGAAACCAAACUUACAUUACAUGGUCUUCAACAAUAUUACAUUAAACUAACAGAGGCUGCUAAAAACCGGCAAUUGAAUGAUCUUUUAGAUACACUUGAAUUCAAUCAAGUAUGUAUCUUUGUUAAAUCGGUUCAACGUGCCAAUGAAUUAAAUAGACUUUUAUGUGACUGCAAUUUCCCGAGCAUUUGUAUCCAUGGUUCCAUGAAACAAGAAGAAAGGAUUGCAAGAUACAAAUCUUUUAAAGAUUUUCAAAAAAGGAUCAUGGUUGCUACAGAUGUGUUUGGACGAGGAAUUGACAUCGAACGGGUCAAUAUAGUUAUCAACUAUGAUAUGCCUGAUGGCCCUGACAGUUAUCUGCAUAGAGUUGGUCGUGCUGGACGUUUUGGUACCAAAGGAAUUGCAAUUACUUUUGUGGCUAAUCAAGAGGAUGCUGACACUUUAUUCAAAGUUCAAGAAAGAUUCGAGGUGAACAUAACUGAAAUGCCAGCUGAAGUUGAAAUAAAUGAUUAUAUUCAUCAGAAUAUACCUUUAUCAUAUUAUGAUUCAUUGGAUGCUGAUGUAUGGUUAAUGUCACCGCCAUGUCAACCAUACACACGUAUUGGGUUAAAUCAAGGAUCUAAAGAUGUUAGAUCUAAAUCUUUUUUACAUCUAAUCAAUCUAUUAUCGAUCGUGAAGAAACCUCCUAAUUAUCUUUUAAUUGAAAACGUCAAAGGAUUUGAGGAAUCAGAUACAAGGAUCGCACUUUUAGCGCAACUGAAAAAUUGUGAUUAUAAUUAUCAAGAGUUUUUAAUUACUCCAUUACAAUUAGGUAUUCCUAAUUCAAGAUUAAGAUAUUAUUUGUUGGCAAAGAAAAUUCCAUUGAAAUUUAAAUAUUCAAAUCAAUUGCAAGAAACACUUGAUUAUAUACCUUGCUCGCCAUACGAUAAAUCAUUUAAAGAUUCUAGAAAUAUUGAUUCUAUCAAUCUUCCUAAUAAUAUAGAAAUUUCACAAAUCAAAGAAUUCCUGCAAGAUAAUGUUGAUAAUGAAAAGUAUUCUAUUUCUGACAAGAUAUUGUCAACCCAUAUUCAAGAAGAAGCUGUUGUUUCACAAAAGGUGAUAAAUUAUAUAGGAUAUUAUCAUUACGUAGAAGCGACUGGUUCAAUAUUACAAAUGGAUGAUGAUACAAAUUCAUCGUCGAUUUUCAAAACAACGGAAGAAAAAACUUUAUCAACGAAUAAUUAUUAUAAUGCAAAUCACCUUUCUUCUUCCACUCAGAUAAAUCUUCGUUACUUUACCGAAUAUGAAAUUUCUAGAAUAAUGGGAUUUCCAAAUUCAUUUCGAUUUCCAGAUAAUGUUACAUUAAAACAACGUUAUAGAGUGUUGGGAAAUAGCAUUAAUGUUAAAGUUGUAUCAGAGUUAAUCAAAUAUUUGUUUUUAGAAUAA